GGCUGUUCGACGUGGCUACAACUCACCGGUCCUUCCGAGCUAAGUGAAAACAUCAGAGUUUUUGUAUAAGAGAGGGUAACAUUUAUCCAUUAAAAUCAACUGCAUCUCGCCAUGCAUAGCUUUAGUUACAGCGUGAUAUUGAUAUGCAGUAUUUUGGCUACAGUAAUUGUUGCAAAUCAGGAUGGCAUAAGUACUAAUUUAGAAAAUAAACUAGUUUCUAGAAAAAUAGACUUGGAGUCGCAGCUGGUUAAAAUCACUACUAAAGUUACCGUAGCCAACACCGGCUCAACACCAACCAAAUUGUAUGUGCUUGCAGUUGAUGCAGGACUGAGCGAUAACUUGGCCUCGGUUGUCGCAUCUUCUGCAUCUGAAGAUGAAGGCGUUAGUUUGUCUGUUGCAAAAACCAGCAUCAAAGGUCUUGCUGGAAAAGUACUAUACAGAGUAACACUAGAUCAAAAUUUGGUUGGUGGUGGAGAAGUCCAGCUAGUAAUAGAAAUGGUUUUUAGCAAUGCGCUUCGCCCGUACCCAACGCAGAUCACGCAGAAGGAGAAACAGUUCGUAGAGUUUACUGGCAAUGGUUACUUUUAUUCGCCAUACAAAACUAAAUCACAGACUACAGAGGUACAGCUGUCGUCAAGUAGCAUUGAAUACUUCAGUAAACUGAACCCAGUAGCCGUUAAUGAAGAUGUCAUUACAUUCGGGCCGUAUGAGGAUAUCGCCGCAUUUACUUCGGAGAAAAUCCGUAUCCAUUAUGAGAAUAACAACGCUUUUCUGACGAUAACCAGUAUGACGCGUGUUGUCGAGGUUUCUCAUUGGGGAAACAUUGCCGUUGAAGAAACCUUUGAUAUCCGACAUGUUGGUGCCAAGUUGAAAGGUUCUUUCUCUCGUUAUGAUUAUCAGCGAUCACAAGAGGGCGCAUCAGUUAAAUCAUACAAGACAAUUCUACCAGCCUCUGCCACUGAUGUUUACUAUCGUGAUGAGAUCGGUAAUAUCUCCACCAGCCAUCUGGUAGAGCAUGAUGAGUACAUUGAGCUGGAGCUCCGACCUAGGUUCCCUCUGUUUGGUGGUUGGAAGACCCACUACUACAUGGGGUACAACCUGCCUAGUUACGAGUACCUUUACAGCUCAGGUGAUGAUUAUAUCCUGAGGAUGCGGUUCGUAGAUCAUGUGUUUGAUGCAAUGGUUGUUGAUGACCUGACAGUAAAGAUUAUCCUCCCUGAAGGCAGCAAAUAUCCGAGCUGCAAAAAUUUAGCGCACAAGCUAAGGAGCUCGCUCAGCAAAGUGUUACCAAUGCUGAGAAGUUAGUGUCUGGCAAGUUCAGCAAACAACAGUAUCUGGAUCAAGAUAAAGUUAACAAGGCCAAGCGAGAGGACGUUGACCACAAAAUUCAAAAUGUCCUAGCUAGUCUUUAAAUCUUCAUCAACAUACCAGUUAUAAAAACAAAAUAUGAUGAUAAUAUUCAAAAUAAAUGCCUUAAUUCAUGCUUUUUUGCAAAUUUAUUGUAGCUUAGAAAUAAUUGGUUCUUUUCUCUUACGAUGUAGAAGUCCCGGGUCACAAGUACACACAAUGUUUAUGCUGUCUUUGGAUGUCAUUUUUCCUUGUAUUUCGUAGAUUUUUUUCUUUUUUUUUUCUUGUAUUUGAUGUUUUUGUUUUCAUGGACCAUGGAAAUUCCACAGGAGAAAGCUUGAUUUUUGAUUUUUAUUCCAUGCUUAUGGCAAUACAAGAAUGCUUAAAAGGACUUGGCAUGAAGAGUGUAGUGGCCAACACACAGCUGUCAGGUCAUUUAUAUAGUUAAAUGUAAUUGAUUGCAAUGCCUUUUCGGAGUGGCUGGGUUUUUCACAGGUAGAGGCCAGUUUGGUAUCUAUCUGCCAUAUCAUUGAUAAAGUUACAUUUGGUGUUCUUUUACAAAUGGAAGACCAUUUUAUACAGUUAGCUAGCCAUUGCAAGACGGUAGACCAUUGUUUGUCCUUAGAUGGGCAGCCUGAGCUGCGUCCAAUAGUCCAUGUAGGUUGCUACCCAAUUCUCAAAUUCAAUAUCUUUGUCCUCUAUUCUGGUAAUAUUUGAAAAUAAACACACCAAACUUGAUAAUAAAA
This is a messenger RNA of Anneissia japonica, 2093 nucleotides long. Its product is annotated as dolichyl-diphosphooligosaccharide--protein glycosyltransferase subunit 1-like. NCBI's taxonomy places the organism in Eukaryota, Metazoa, Echinodermata, Crinoidea, Comatulida, Comatulidae. The record is from RefSeq and is a predicted model, not a curated record. Gene Ontology annotation, cellular component: oligosaccharyltransferase complex; membrane.